Fopius arisanus is the source of this 2265-nucleotide messenger RNA. RefSeq names its product flotillin-1 (gene Flo1). Bases 274 to 1566 code for a protein of 430 amino acids. The record is from RefSeq and is a predicted model, not a curated record. Lineage: Eukaryota; Metazoa; Arthropoda; Insecta; Hymenoptera; Braconidae. The transcript has 6 exons. Gene Ontology annotation, cellular component: cytoplasmic vesicle; flotillin complex; plasma membrane. Gene Ontology annotation, biological process: positive regulation of cell-cell adhesion mediated by cadherin; positive regulation of endocytosis; positive regulation of cell junction assembly.
CGUCGCAAUGGCGUUAGUAGACGCCUGACGUCAUUGACAAUCGCAAUAAUAACGUGUCACAAAUACCUGACAGUUUACUGUCCACCACUCCCAAAAACGUCAACAACUUUUCCGAAUCCCCAAAAACUAAAAAACAAACACACAAAUCCAAUCCAUAACCAAACACACACAAGGGUUACAACUAAAAUCGUGUGAACUCGAAGAAUUAUCUCGUAAACAAUUACAAUUGCGUCAUCGUCGGGUGCAGUAAAGGAAAAGCAUUCAUCUAAAAUAAUGAAUACUUGCGGAUUCGUGACUUGCGGCCCCAAUGAGGCGUUGGUAGUAUCAGGAUGCUGCUACGGGAAACCACUCCUUGUCCCUGGAGGACGAGUUUUUGUCUGGCCGAUUGUUCAACAGGUUCAAAAAAUAUCGUUGAACACCAUGACCCUCCAGGUUGAGAGUCCUACUGUUUACACGAGCCAGGGAGUUCCUAUAUCUGUUACAGGAAUUGCACAGGUGAAAAUCCAAGGACAAAAUGAAGAGAUGCUGUCGACGGCAUGUGAACAAUUCCUCGGGAAGGAUGAGCAUGAGAUUCACGAUAUUGCUCUGGUGACUCUCGAAGGACACCAGCGAGCAAUAAUGGGAAGUAUGACAGUCGAGGAGAUCUACAAGGAUCGCAAGAAGUUCAGCAAGGAGGUGUUCGAGGUUGCCAGUAGUGAUCUCAUCAAUAUGGGUAUCACUGUGGUCUCGUACACCCUGAAAGAUAUCCGCGAUGAAGAAGAUUCAAAGGGAUAUCUGAAGGCUCUGGGUAUGGCGAGAACUGCUGAAGUGAAGAGGGACGCGAGGAUUGGAGAAGCUGAGGCUCGCAAGGAUGCACAAAUUCGAGAAGCCAUGGCCGAGGAGCAAAGGAUGGCUGCUCGUUUCCUCAAUGACGCUGACAUCGCCAAAGCACAACGCGAUUUCGAACUCAAAAAAGCUGCGUACGACGUUGAAGUUCAAACGAAAAAAGCAGAAGCAGAGAUGGCAUUUGAGCUCCAAGCAGCCAAGACUAAACAGAGAAUCAUGGAAGAGCAGAUGCAGGUGAAAGUAGUGGAACGUGGACAGGAAAUUGCUGUUCAGGAGCAGGAGAUGAUGCGUCGGGAGAGAGAGCUGGAUGCAACUGUUCGACGUCCAGCUGAUGCUGAGAAGUACAGGCUGGAGAAGAUGGCUGAGGCUAAUAAACUCAGGCUAGUGAUGGAAGCAGAAGCUGAGGCUGAGGCUAUCAAGGUUCGUGGUGAGGCUGAGGCCUUCGCCAUCGAAGCUAAAGCCAAGGCUGAGGCCAAUCAGAUGGCUAAGAAGGCUGCAGCAUGGGACGAGUAUGGAAGUGCUGCUAUGGUCGAUAUGAUGCUGGACACGCUACCAAAGGUCGCAGCUGAAGUUGCUGCUCCACUGUCUCAAGCAAAAAAGAUAACAAUGGUUUCCAGUGGCAAUGGCUCCAUUGGGGCUGAAAAACUGACCGAGGAAGUACUCAACAUCGUAACCCGUGUUCCCGAACUUGUCAAGAAUAUGACAGGUGUAGACAUAGCAAAGUCCGUUCACGCAGCAUAAAUUGACCAAAAAGUCGUCCCUUGUCAUCCAAAGAUAAGUAACACCUACCAUAGAUGUGUAAUCGAAUAAUCCAAUUUUAAAAAUUGCACUUUUUUCUUUUAUUUUUAAAAUAAGACGAUUUUUAUUAAUAAUACUGUAAUUUGAUUUUUCUAUGGAACAGAAAUCUUAUUAGGAUAAAUAAUCGAAGUUUUUCCAGAACAAAAAAAAAAUAUUGAUAAAAUAAUUGUAUUUUCAUACUUCUUGACAAAAAUUUAUAAUCUCUGCUGUUAAAAUCUAGGAAAUUGCCAUUGUUAGCUUAAGGAUAUGAAUAAUCAUAGUCCAAUGGAACAUUAUCAUUACGAAGAUUAAUUUAAAGCAAACUGGUAAAUAUGACGCAAACAGCAAUGAAGUGGUAAACGGAAAAAAAAAGAUUGAUAAUGAGAAGUAAAAAUUCAACGGAGUACGUUUUUCGAUUUCAUUGCGGGAAUAGUUACCAUCAUUAUGUGUGGUCUCAAGCAAUUUUUAGAUGUCCUACAAAGUGAAAAUUGAGAAUAUAAUGAAGUAAAUCACAUAUUUACGAUAGUACUCAUCGUAAUGGUAAUGAGCAGAACAAAUGAAUGUAAAAAUGCUCUCACGAUUCCAGAUUGGACCGCGAGCUCAACGUUUCCCGAUCAUGUGUAAUGUAAAUUAUAAUAAAUUUUGAAAUUUGCUUCAUUUGAA